Messenger RNA from Exophiala xenobiotica, 2881 nucleotides. RefSeq lists its product as uncharacterized. Gene Ontology annotation, biological process: regulation of DNA-templated transcription. NCBI's taxonomy places the organism in Eukaryota, Fungi, Ascomycota, Eurotiomycetes, Chaetothyriales, Herpotrichiellaceae. The coding region runs from base 230 to 2449 and encodes 739 amino acids. The transcript is spliced from 3 exons. Gene Ontology annotation, molecular function: zinc ion binding; DNA-binding transcription factor activity, RNA polymerase II-specific. The record is from RefSeq and is a predicted model, not a curated record.
GUCACAAACCAGGGCCCUUGACAUCGGCUAGUCUAUUAAAAUUCUCAUCGACACCAGCACUCACCAGCCACUCGGAUAUUCUCACGUCUCCUCGAAUCUACUCCUCUCUCUCUCCACCUCCACCUUUUUCUCUUUAUUCCCCGGUAUCCGAUAUUUACCACCAGUGCCACCGAACCACCUGCGUCUCCCACUUUGUAGGCAUGUGCCGACGUUCACCCGUACAUUCUCGAUGCUCGCAGACUCAGUCGCUGAGAUAGCACGACGAUCCAUCAUGUCGUCAAUCUCGCCACCGGGUCCUUAUGCCUCCUCACAGGGCCAGGAUACCAGCAACGCCUACAAAUAUGAAGACCCGACAGCAUACCAACUACAAUCCGCCUUCCCCAAUCAAUUCGAGGUUGCUCUGCCAGUCCCGCGCCCAGAUGCUGAGCAAGUAGGGCAAGGGCAAGAAUUGCAAAGAUCUGGAACAAAAUCCUCCGAGCCCAAAGUCCGCUUGAGAAAGGCAUGCGAUAGUUGUAGUGUGCGAAAAGUCAAGUGCGACGAGUCUGGCCCUCCAUGCAAAUCAUGCGCUGCCCUCGACAUCCCUUGCACCUUCGACCGCCCCAGUCGUCGUCGCGGACCUCCCAACCGGCAUGCAGAAGCCAUCAAGAGACAAAAACUUGAAGGAGGAGGCUAUGAAGGUUCCCGAGGCUCCCCAACACACGAUGCCGCCUACAGUCUGGCAGCGCUCUCUGCGCCAGCACCUCUUUCGGCCGAGUCCAUAUGCGACCUGCCCACCUUGCAGACUCUCUUGGAUGACUAUUUCAUAUACAUUCACCCGUUGAUUCCCCUACCGCAUGAACCGACAUUUCGCAGAUCCUUCGAGGCUAGAGAAGACCGGACCAAUCACACAUUCCUGGCUCUCAUCGCAGCCAUGGUUGAGUGUUUGGUGGCUUCAUUUCCACGCCGACCACGACAGCUCUUCUCAACGGAGGCCGCGAGGUCACAGUUCCCCAAUGCUGGGUCUUUGAUCGACAGAUGCCAUCAAGUCUUUAUCGAGGCCCGCGGUAUCGGCUAUAUUGACCGGCCAUUGGGUCUUUACGAUGCGAUUGCAAGCUAUUUGACCGGCCUUGCUGCUGGCUACAUCCUCGAUCUACCACGCUUGCGCCUGUAUCUGGGCGAAUGCACACUCAUUACACGAGAACUGGGUUUCCAUCGGCCCGAGAUCUACCGGCCAGGAUCAGCGGCGGAUGGGGGGUCGUAUUCAUCGGCUGAUGUGCAGCGGCCCCAAAUUACCGACCAUGUCUAUCAGGAGUCAGGUCGUCGGCUGUUCUGGUUGCUGUUCGUAGGUGCCAUGUCGGCUCGCCAGCUGGAUGAAGCCGAUGGUGACCUACUGAUCCCACCAGUUUCACAUGCUGAAAUGCUCCCUCCGCUUCCUGUGGAAGUCGACGACGAAUACAUCACCGAGAGUCAGAUUUUCCCACAGCCGCGAGGAGUUGUGUCAGAGAUGGUGGGAUUUAACCUGAAUGUUAAGGUCUUCAGAGCUUUUCACUUCCUGGCCGCCCUGGAGAUGGCCUUUGGUGCUAAUACUGUCUACGACUGGGACCGCCAACGUCAAAUCAUCCGCCGUGCCCUACAAACGGUCAAGGAUGCAACACGGGACGCCCCGAAAGAGCUGCAACUGAAUCCAUCAAAUGGGUUCGGAGAGUGGCCGCCUACCCAAUCCGAUAUCUCUGCAUACUCACAGCUUUUCAACGACCGCGAAGGUGUCGAGGCCGAUCCUGGUCUCGAUUCUGCAAGUACUCGAGGGUCUUUCUCGGUCCCUCAAACCCACUCGAAACGAACCAUUCAAUUUGAGAUCCAGAAGGCUAACAUAUACGCCACGCAACUGUCAUCCAGGUCUUACCUGGUAGAGCGAUUCUGGAAUCUGUACGAAAUCGUGGAGCGAGACAAGCUGGCUUUCCCUUCCGACAAGUCAAUGGCCAGCGCUUCCCCGACGGCAGGGAUUGUGACGACUGGCAUGGAACACGGCUACAGACAGGCUGCUGGUCGAACACCCAGCGAUAGUCUGAUGGAUGCUGGAGAACAGAUGAUGGCCGUUGAACGUGAAGAUAUCGUCCGUGACAUGGCUCUGCUCCUCAAGAGCAUCAAUCAGGUUAACAUGGAACCGAAUGGUAUGAGCUUUUGCAACAAGAUUCGAACAGUCGCUUCUACUUUACUCGAGACAAAGCGGGCUCGCAUGAGCGUAAUGCCGACGUUAGAUUCCGAGAGUGUCAACAGUUACCUUCGCGACUUCCUUGACAUUCUCUCAAAGCUUGAGCGAUUAGGUCCUGGACGGUAUAGAGGUGUCGCCGACGGCAAUACCGGGAGUUUGUUGAGGACACCCGAGGAAAUUGAAGAGGAAGAACUAGUGUACUGGGCAAGUCUGAAACAGCAUCAAGAGAGGUUUGUUCGGACCAACGGGUUUUGGUAGCGGGAAAAGUCGUGCUUUUAGAGGUCAUCACUACUAAGGACGGCGGUAUGGAUGAAGGAGUCCAGGGUUCAUGAUGUGUGACGGACAGGCUAUGCCUACUGGAUGAACAGGUGCUGACUUCGACACGAGUGCUUGGGCUGCGUGCUGCAAAGUUAUUCAGCAUUCUUGUAUGGACAUUUCACCACCACGAGACUGCCUACAAGUAGGUACCUGGUAUAUUCCAGGUUGUUGAACGUGCUUGACCCUUCCAAGCUGCCAAGAACAGCCUCGAAGCUUGAUUCCACGGUCCUUCUGUCGAACCUGAGGACUGACAAUCAUCAGCAGCAAAACGUCGAAAACUUCUCUGUUGAAAAGAGCUCUAUUGAUCCUUACAGACCGACAAAGAUGGUCGAUGAGUAUUAUUUCUUGAUCGACCUCCCUUUAACAAAGACU